Python bivittatus (Burmese python) is the source of this 1317-nucleotide messenger RNA. The record is from RefSeq and is a predicted model, not a curated record. NCBI's taxonomy places the organism in Eukaryota, Metazoa, Chordata, Lepidosauria, Squamata, Pythonidae.
GUGAAGUCAGCAUUACAGUAGCCCAAUAACAAAUCUAAGCUGACUGCCUAUGAAUAACGCUGGCUUUUCAAGGCACAGAACAAUGUUGCUUAAAUGCAAUUUAGGAUCUGGAAUGCCAGAUCUUCUCACCAGGUUAGAUGGCACAUAGUUUUUUAUUCUUCUCCAAAGGAACUUGGCAGUGGUAGCACAAAAAUGCUAAUAAGUAGCAAUGUUAUCAAGCUCCCUUCAGUGUUUAAUUACAGUUAUUGGCAUAAUCAACAUUACAUCAGAUUAGAAUUGUUCUUUCACCCACAAAUAAGUACUGGAAGAACGGGAAGCUUUGCAUUUGCUGAAGAAUGCCAGCACAGCAAGACUGCCUCUGUGGCCCAGAUACAAAGACUAGCAUACAAAUGGCCUGCCCUGAAUUCUGAUUCCAGCAUUGCUCAAAAUGACCGAAGUGGAUUUCCCUGAACAUGACCUUUUGAGAGAUAUAUGUAUCUCUUCAAAGCUGUUUGACUUGUGAUAAGGGCCAUAGUUAUCUAAGAGCACGAACUCUGCAUCUAGAUAAUGGAAGACAACUGGCAGCUUAAAACUGGUUGUGAAAGCUUGAGGAAGAAAUUUGUAGAUUUGCAUACUGGUCAGCCCUCUGAUUCUGAAAGAUGUGACAGUGUAGAACUUGAUGAUAAAAUAAGGAUUCUGAUCAGGAAGAAUGAUACUCCAGAGUCCUGUAAGAAGCCAGAGAACAGUUCAUAUGCCCUAAGUGCAUUUGAAAAAAGCAAGAACCAAAAUUGUUCAGGGCAGAGACAAGCUGCUAUGGAAUCCAAGAAAACUUCAGAAUGUAUAUUUACAAAGAAGCUAACAGAUAUAUCAUUAGGACAAAAAAUUAUAUCAUUAGAAAAGCAGAAGCAGGAGCUUUUGUCAGUGAACAAUCAAUGGGAUCAACAUUUCAGGCAGAUGAAGCAGCAUUAUGAAAAAAAGGUCACAGAAAUGGAAGCAAAACUGGAAACAGUGCAGAAGAUUGUUAGGGAUCUUGAACGAGAACGGUAUCAAACGCAGCAAGAGUGCCAAAGGCUGGAAGACCUGAUGAGAAACCAAUUAGCACAGGAAAUGAAAGACAAGUACACACUGAGGAAAGAGAAUAGGUUUUUGAAACAAGAAACUGCCCUCACAAACACAAAGAAGAUGUAUUAUGAAUGUGAAAUAAAGCGACUCAACCAGUCCCUUUUGGAUGCCUUGAAACAUCAAAGCACAUGCUCCCAGAGCUCUCACGUGGAGGCAUUGGAUAGCAAUCGCAAGCAAGAGGAGAUGGGAACACAGAUGGAACUUCUCCAGGAACAG